AUGGCCCUUACUAACCCCCAUGCUUCCUUCUUGGUCCAAUCCAACUCUUACCUCAAAUCUCCCUUUUGUUGUCCUUACCAUGCAGAUGGAGGAUAUGCUGGAGGAGAUGUGUCAAAGGAGAUGACAUCGCAGCUCAUAUCAUCGCUUUCUGUUCAAUUCCUUUCCCCAGCACAGGUGGAGGAGAUGGCAUCAAAGAGCCAUCGUGGAGGAGAUGGCAUCAAAGAGCCAUCGUCUCAUUUGGCCUCUUGUUUCUUCAUCCCUUCAUUUCCUGUUCUCCCCCUGCUGGUGGAGGAGAUGGCAUCAAAGAGCCAUCGUCUCAUUUGGCCUCUUGUUUCUUCAUCCCUUCAUUUCCUGUUCUCCCCCUGCAGGUGGAGGAGAUGGCAUCAAAGAGCCAUCGUCUCAUUUGGCCUCUUGUUUCUUCAUCCCUUCAUUUCCUGUUCUCCCCCUGCUGGUGGAGGAGAUGGCAUCAAAGAGCCAUCGUCUCAUUUGGCCUCUUGUUUCUUCAUCCCUUCAUUUCCUGUUCUCCCCCUGCAGGUGGAGGAGAUGGCAUCAAAGAGCCAUCCGAACUUGGUGCGGCUGCUGGGGUACUGUGUGGACAUGGAUAUGACAACAGAGCACCACGAGCAGAUCGUUAUCUAUGAGAUCUGCGCCAAUGGGGACCUCGAGAAUCGGGUCCUUAACCUUUCAUCCUUUCUUGCAGGGCCGAAAAAGGGCACGCUGACGCUGCAGCAACGCAUGGAUGUGCUGGUGGGGGUGGCGCGGGGGUUGGAGUACCUCCACCAGUUUGACAUCGUGCAUCAAGACAUCAAGCCCGCCAACGUGCUGCUCGAUGCCCGCAUGCAGGUCGUUGAGCUCGCGCUGCGGUGCACCGGCAUGCCUCCCUCCUCUCGCCCGCACAUGCGAGAAGUCGCCGUGCGAUUGGACGCUCUCUCAAAGGAGUUUCUGCAGAACACGACAUCGAAAGCGGAUUCACGAUUCGAGAGCAUCGACCAGGAGGUCGCAAUGCAGCAGCCCGAGCAGAGCCUGGAUGAUGAGUUUCUGCGCAUUGAUGUGAUCUCCGGCGCAUGUGAUUGA
Closterium sp. NIES-65 is the source of this 1074-nucleotide messenger RNA. The record is from the annotation of a GenBank genome assembly. Lineage: Eukaryota; Viridiplantae; Streptophyta; Zygnematophyceae; Desmidiales; Closteriaceae.